Prunus armeniaca (apricot) is the source of this 1353-nucleotide messenger RNA. The record is from the annotation of a GenBank genome assembly. NCBI's taxonomy places the organism in Eukaryota, Viridiplantae, Streptophyta, Magnoliopsida, Rosales, Rosaceae.
AUGGGUCAUAUUGAUCUCGCAGACCCCGCACCCUGUUCUAUUGCUGCAUUGCCUGACUCCCAUGUUGCAAUUGAGGCUAUGCCUCUUGUCGCAGCCAACCAGCCAGCACCUCACCCGAUGGUCACCCGAUCCCGCACUGGCACACUCCAUCCCAAAGUUCGCACUGAUGGGACAGUUAGGUAUCCCAUUUCUCAUGCUCUUUUAGCAGCUGUCACUGAUCAGGAACCGACUUGUUUUUCUCAGGCUCAGAAACAUGUUGAAUGGCGCGAUGCCAUGACUGAAGAAAUAAAUGCUCUACUUAAGAAUAAUACUUGGACUCUUGUUCCGUCUACCCCAUCUCAAAAUACGGUCGGCUGUAAGUGGGUCUUUCGGAUCAAACGUACUUCUGAUGGUUGUAUUGAGCGCUACAAAGCCCGUCUUGUUGCCAAGGGUUUUCAUCAACAGCCGGGUAUCGACUACGCUGAAACCUUCAGCCCUGUUGUCAAACCUGCCACCAUCCGCACAGUUCUUACUAUUGCCAUCUCUCGGGGUUGGUCUCUCCGCCAACUCGACGUCAAAAAUGCAUUCCUCCAUGGCAUUCUCCACGAAGAUGUCUACAUGGCUCAACCACCAGGUUUUGUUGACCCCACUCGCCCUAAUUAUGUCUGUAAGCUUCACAAGGCCUUAUAUGGCCUCAAGCAGGCACCCGUGCAUGGAAAUGAUUCCAGGUUUCUUCACCACUUCAUCACUGCAUUGGGUCUUGCCUUUGAUAUUAAGGAUCUUGGUCCGCUUCAUUUCUUUCUGGGCCUCCAAGUUACAACCACAUCAGAUGGCCUUCAUAUCUCACAGCUGAAAUAUGCCCACGACCUCCUGCAGCGUCAUGGCAUGCUCCACUGCAAACCUGCCAACACUCCACUGGCCGCCAAAGUUCCCUUGUCUGCUUCCGACGGAGUGCCCCUGGAGUCUCCUUCUGACUACCGUGAGAUUGUUGGCAGUCUUCAAUACCUGACAUUAACUCGCCCAGACUUAUCCUUCGCGGUCAGCUCCGUUGCUCAGUUCAUGGCUGCCCCUUGCACCUCUCACCUUGUUGCUGCCAAGCGGAUCUUACGGUAUGUCAAAGGCACGCUCGACUUUGGUCUCUCUCUUAGCCCGCAACCUUCCACUGCUCGCCUCAGUGCCUACUCUGAUGCAGAUUGGGCUGGCUGUCCAGAUUCACGUCGGUCUACCAGUGGCUACCUCAUCUACUUGGGCACCAAUAGCCAUACCAUCCCACAGUUCCUACAUCUAACUAAACCAACAGUCGCACCCUUCUUUGGCGCUGCAAUUUCCUUAUGUUUUUCAUACAAGUAUUGCUUUCUAUACAAAUCAUAUUGA